This is a messenger RNA of Venturia canescens, 707 nucleotides long. RefSeq lists its product as uncharacterized. The transcript is spliced from 4 exons. The coding region runs from base 150 to 605 and encodes 151 amino acids. The record is from RefSeq and is a predicted model, not a curated record. NCBI's taxonomy places the organism in Eukaryota, Metazoa, Arthropoda, Insecta, Hymenoptera, Ichneumonidae.
ACCAGCUGAUUGAAGUGUCGGGCAGUCGCAAAUUACAGUACUUGCAUGUAAUUGCAUCGUGGUUCUAGUGUCAUAACACAAAUUAUUUAUUCAUUAAUAACACGUGUAAAUGACAAUCGCCGAUUAGUAACUAAAACAUUUGCUCGAGCAUGAAGAAACAGCGGCAACCAGUUGAGACUGUGGAUAAGGAGAAUUACUAUGAAAAAGAAAGACCAUUUAUUACAUUGAAGAGGCAAUGUGGGAAGGCAUGGAACAGUCUGAGUCAGUUUUUAAUUGAUACAAGGAUGUGUGAAGCAGUGGAAAUAGUCUCGCAGUACCUGCUGUCAAAUCCAGUUCUUCUGGCAGCUUGUAUAGCCAUUAUAUCAGCAGUUGCGAUUCCACUCUUGCUGUUUCUUCUUUUUGCCAUUGUCAAUGUGGCAUUUGCAUUCACAAGUUUCAUUGUCAUAGAAGUCAGCGUAUUAACGAUAGGAGCAACUGUUCUUGGCUGUAUGCUAUUUUGUGUAAUUAGUGUCAUAACGAUAAUGGGAUUAAGUUUAGUACUUACGUACUACAUAGCGUAUUACAUAUUGUCAGUUAUCAGGAGUAUGAAAGCAACAACAGGUUAAAAAAAAUGUACAACAAGUAUUUCUCAACCAUCUCGAGGUUAUGCAUAUUAUGAGAGGAACAAUUAUAAAAAUAUUAAUAUAUGUAUUUAUUAUUGAUUUGAA